Molecule: messenger RNA, 4204 nt
Organism: Thalassophryne amazonica
Lineage: Eukaryota; Metazoa; Chordata; Actinopteri; Batrachoidiformes; Batrachoididae
Gene: kcnn1b
Product: potassium intermediate/small conductance calcium-activated channel, subfamily N, member 1b
Biological process (GO): potassium ion transmembrane transport
Cellular component (GO): plasma membrane; neuronal cell body; neuron projection
Molecular function (GO): small conductance calcium-activated potassium channel activity; calmodulin binding
Source: RefSeq, a predicted model, not a curated record
GCAGCUGCCUGCUUGCACUGUGUUCCUGCUCAAAAGACACUGUCGCAUGCACAAACUGUUGCACCGGGAUCGUGCAUGCCUGCCCGUUUCCGCAGUGUUUCGUGGUUUGCUUGUACGAGUUGUUUUGCCGUGAGUCACCCUGAGUUGUACAUAUUCGCACUAUGUGUGAAGGGGCCCUUAGUUUUGUCAUUAUUUCUCCCAACGAAGUUGGGUAGAGGUUAUGUUUUGACCCGUUUAUUUGUCUGUUUGUUUGUGAAAUGAAAGAUUGAGAGUGCAGGCAUAAGAUCUGUGUGUGAUGUAAUUUAGUUGCAGCUCUGUGUCAAUACCAUGAGGUUGAUUCUGGUCAAACCUACCAAUGCAACACGACAUCUUGACUCAACGGGUGAAGUCUUCCAUGAUGAAAGCCUGGACCAUUGUCCCUCAGGAGGUCCCUCGCCUCUUGCAAAACUCCCUGAGAAUGUACAUGGUCGAUGCUCAAGAAUCUCAGCAGAUGUUUUGUCAUCACCACACCAGAAGAGUCAGUCAUCUGCACACCAUGAAAGCUCCAACAGCAUUAGUCCCCCAAGAGUUCCAGCCCAGGUAUCGCCACUGAAAACCCAAAGCUUAAACUUAUCACAGUUGAGCGAUCAAGACUGGCUCCUGUUUUGUGAGCAGGUUAAUGGUGUAGGAGGUAAUCUGCCGUCUGAAGAGAGGACAAGAGCUGGUCUGGGACUCCCAAAGCAUGAUGACAAAUGUUGUUCCUGUCCAGACACACAGAGAAAUUCAGAAGCUUCUAGUUUUCAGCGGCAAAUAAAAGAGGACAAUGUCAAAACCCGCUUCUCCGGGUUUCGAAGGAGAGAACCAUUUCACCACAAACCCAGCCCACCUCUGGAAUAUCCCAAGUUUCAGCUAUGUGCCAGCAAACACACCCACAAGACCUUUUGAAACCUGCAGCAGUCCAUCCUCAAGAUAACUUCAUGUCUCAAUAUAAAGGCCAACAAGGUUCAAAAGACCUUUUUCAGCAACAGCCUAGCAAUCAUCUUAAACCCAAAGGCAACAACGAGACAAUCCAUCCAAAUGUGUUCAACAUUCCUUUAAACUCAAUGGGAGCCAUUGGAAAAGAACCACAAAAGCAAGACCCUCACACAUGCCAGUCCUCUGAAGAUCCCUCGCACAUUUUCCAGUGCCUUCAUCUCCCUUUAAGCAGUACUGCACGAAUCAAGACAUCUAAAUGCAAAGCAAGUGUCCCAUUCUUCUCCAACCAUUAUAGCUCACUUGAAAACCAUGACGUAAUGGAAGAUAGAGCGAGACGACAACAAAGUCAGAAAAAUGCUCAAGAUGAUGUUGGAAAGGCUAUGCAUCAUCCUCCACCUUCUGCCACCGCAGAAACUGCUGACGUAGUUAACGGGGAUGCGGUGCGACUGCUGAGCAGUGACGGGACUUUAAGAUCUAGUUUGGCAGAUGUUCGUUCGGGUCAAACGUCACUUCAACUUCUCCAUGGUGCCAUCCUUGAAGAUUCCUUCUCCAAAACAAUCAGGGAUGAUUCCAUAAAGGCCAAGAGUGAGAAUGGGACCAGGGAGGAUGAAAGCGUACCACAGAAAAAGACCAAGGACAUUAGUUAUCGACUGGGUCAGCGAAGAGCUCUCUUUGGGAAGCGCAAACUGUUGAGCGAUUACGCCUUGGUUUGUGGGAUGUUCGGCAUUAUUGCCAUGGUGAUAGAGAUGGAGCUGUCGACUGCAUGCUACAGCAAGGACUCUAUAUAUUCCUAUGUGCUGAAAGGCCUGAUCAGUCUUUCUACUGCUGUGCUUCUUGGACUCAUUGUGAUGUAUCAUGUGAGAGAAAUCCAGCUAUUCUUGGUGGACAAUGGCGCAGAUGACUGGAGAAUAGCAAUUACUUUUGAAAGAAUUCUUUUUGUCAUUUUGGAGCUCAUAAUCUGUGCCAUUCAUCCAAUUCCUGGCCAAUACAUUUUUACCUGGACAGCUCGAUUGGCCUUCAGCUACACGGAAUCUGUAGCAGAUGCUGAUGUCGACAUUAUUCUCUCCGUGCCAAUGUUCCUGCGCCUGUACCUCACUGGCCGGGUCAUGCUACUCCACAGCAAACUCUUCACAGAUGCUUCUUCGCGCAGCAUUGGCGCACUGAACAAGAUCAGCUUUGACACUCGUUUUGUCAUGAAAACACUGAUGACCAUCUGCCCUGGCACAGUCCUGCUGGUCUUCAGCGUGUCCUGUUGGAUCAUUGCAGCAUGGACCGUGCGCAUGUGUGAGAGGUAUCACGAUGCACAGGAUGUGACGAGUACAUUCCUUGGAGCAAUGUGGCUGAUUUCCAUCACAUUUCUGUCCAUUGGCUAUGGAGAUAUGGUCCCUCACACCUAUUGUGGAAAAGGUGUUUGCUUGUUGACGGGGAUAAUGGGAGCAGGUUGCACAGCUUUAGUCGUUGCCGUUGUUGCAAGAAAGUCUGAACUCACCAGAGCUGAGAAACAUGUGCAUAACUUCAUGAUGGAUACUCAACUCUACAAAAAGAUAAAAAACACAGCAGCCAACGUGCUGAGGGAGACGUGGCUCAUCUACAAAAACACCAAACUCGUCAAGACGGUCGAUCCUGCCAGAAUACGUCAUCAUCAACGUAAAUUUCUUCAAGCCAUCCACCAGUUACGAAAGGUCAAAAUGGAGCAAAGGAAGCUAACCGACCAGGCUAAUACCGUUGCUGAUCUUGCAAAGACACAAGGUAUGAUGUACGAUCUGGUGUCAGAGCUACAACAUCGAGGUGAGGAACUGGACGGGAGGAUAUCUGCUUUGGAAGAAAAAGUGGACUUCAUCCUUCUUGGUGUCCAAUCGCUGCCUGCUGCACUCUCUCAGGCCAUAACAAAGCUACAAAAAGAUUUCCUGGAUGAUUUGGCCUGUCGUGUCCACUUCCUGUCUUCGUCUCUGAGCUCUGAGUGCUGUUCAGGUCCCGCAAGGCAGCUUUGUCUGGGCUCUGCCACUCCAGAACCACCAUACGGCUGAACAGCGGUCAUGCUGGGAAGGCUUUUGUCAGCAUGGAACCUCAAAGAAAUGGGAAUGUUUUAUUCUGUUUGGUCACAGUUCUCCACAUUGUCCACCAAUCAUGUUUUCACCUCUAAAUGCAUAAUUAGGUUAUUGGACUUUUUUGAUCAUAGCCAGGAGAAGCAAUAUAGUUAGAUAUUUUUUGUAAUGGUUUUGUUGGUUUUAUUAACAUACUAUUGCAGAAUGACUGUAAGCAUCAUCUUGGAUCUCCCAGUCAUGACAAAUAUGAUUGUUUUCAGGUCUUCUCUCCUUUCUCAAGUUUUUAUUUUAUUUUAUUUUUUCCUUGAAACAGGCAUUUACACAGAUUCCAUGUCUCCUUCAUUGAUUUGCUGUAUGUUAAAAGAACACAAGCGAUGCUGCUUUAAGGAGAGGUCAUCAGAUGUUUCCAGUGUCAGAAAAAUUACACUGUAAAAUCUGAGGACAACGUUCACACUCAAAGAUGCUGAUGAAGCCAGUUGGCUUAAAACCAUUGUAAUUUCAUUAACUCAGCUGUUUCAAGCAUUGAAAAUAACCGUAUUUUCUGGAGUAAAGUCACACCACUUUUUUCUGUAUUAUCAGCUCUUUAAUUUGGGGUUUCUCUGCAUUGUUAAAGUAUACUUUUUAAUAUUGCAUUAUUCUUUUUUCUGAUAGUUUAUUUUGUUUAGUGCUUUGAUUCCUGGGAAAGUCCUGUAUAAUAGUCAUUACAGCUGUAACUUAUGAAUAACAAAUGUCUGAUAUUUUGGUACAUAAGUCACACCAGAGUAUACAUAAGUCACAAGGUUCCAAAACUAUAAAAAAAAAAACCCAAAACAAACACUGACUUAUACUAUGGAAAAUACCCGUAUUUAAAUUGACUCAAAUGAACUUGAAUGAUUGGAGCUGAAUCUGUUUGUUCGCCACUGCUAGUGUGUAUAAUGUGUUAAAUUAACUGACCAUUUGAGUUGAACCAACAUGUUUUCCAAUGUAGGCAAGAGAUAAAAAAAUGUUCAUGACGUUUCGCAUCAAUGUACAGACAGAUGCUAUCUUAGCUUUCCAGGGUUAUUUAUGUUUUAUAUCUACAGCAUGAAUGACUGUCAGUGAAGCCUAAUUCAACAUUUCAUGCAGUUGCUUUGCUUGUUACAUUGAUUUUAUGUGUGGUUUUUUAUUUUAUUUAAUUAUUUUUAGUUAUUCUGUGUGUAUUGGAGGUUAUGUCGUUUUGUGGUAGU